CGUUCUGUUCUGUUUGAAUCGUCGUUGGGUGUGGACGCGAGUGGCAGCGCUAUAAAUAGGUAUUCUUCCGCGACUCUCGUAUUUCUGGCUGAUGGGGAUGCCCUAACAACUCACUGCACGCUGAGAAUACGCCGCUAAAGUUCAAGUGACAAUUUCCCAAUUCAACGUGAAUUAAUUUCGAAUCGACUUUGGACUGAUCUUCGAAUCAUUUUAUUUACGCAAAUAAUAACGAUAGCGGGUAAAGUUUUCUGUGCAAAAAGUUGUCGUGAAUACAAAAAAAAAAGCGAAAAAAUCUUCGAAAACAUUUCCCAGGCACCCCUCAUACCCAAGUGUAAACCAAUUAACAGAAUUCAUUCUCGUGGAAUAAAUAAAUUGCAAACAAUUAUGAAUUUCAAAUACCAGCCAAGCAUAAUCAAAUGAAAUGUCCGACAAAAUGUGCAUGGAAAUUGCAGCUCAAAGCAAACAACUCGAACCAUAGACCAGAACCAGGGCCCAAGGGCUGUGGUGCAGAGUGUGGCAGAGUGUUGUGGCAGUGGCAAACAGAGUCAAAGAAAGCCGCAAGGCUCACCCACAAUAAUAUAUAAUUGGUAAUAGUACCAGCAGCACACCAUCAGCAGUCGGAACCACACAUUCCAUUGCCACCCCCUCGAAGGACGCAUGUAAGAGUGAUCUGCUGUGCGCUGGUGGGCAGGGCUGGACAGGGCAGGCAAUGCCAAAAUGCCAUCGGCAGAUCAAAUCUUGUUCAUAAAUGUCACCACAACGGUGGCAGCGGCGGCUUUAACCGCGGCAGCCGCUGUCAGCACAGCGCCGGAAGGAGCUGCAGGCGGAUCGACGAACGAAUCGGGAACGGCUGUCAGCGUUGCCACCGCCGCCAGCGGUAGCCAGGCGGACGCAGUGGGCGGACGCGGCGGAGCAUCAGCCACCGAAACUGCAGCCAAUAUAUCCGGCUCGCUGGUGGAGGGACUGACCACAGUGGCCGCCGCACUGACAUCGACGACGGGCACCAGCGCGGCCGAGUCGGAGGAGUGCGGCGCCGGGGCUGUGGAGGAGCUGCACGCCAGCAUUCUCGGGCUGCAGCUGGCCGUGCCGGAGUGGGAGGCGCUGCUGACCGCGCUCGUUCUGUCGAUAAUUAUCGUGCUAACCAUUAUAGGAAACAUCCUGGUGAUUCUGAGCGUGUUCACCUACAAGCCGCUGCGGAUUGUGCAGAACUUCUUCAUCGUUUCGCUGGCAGUGGCCGACCUGACGGUGGCCCUGCUGGUGCUGCCCUUCAACGUGGCCUACUCGAUCCUGGGCCGCUGGGAGUUCGGCAUACACCUGUGCAAGCUCUGGUUGACCUGCGACGUGCUCUGCUGCACCUCCUCCAUUCUCAACCUGUGCGCCAUAGCCCUGGAUCGCUACUGGGCCAUCACCGAUCCCAUUAACUAUGCCCAGAAGCGGACAGUGGGCCGGGUGCUGCUGCUCAUCUCCGGCGUGUGGAUACUCUCGCUGGUGAUCAGCAGUCCGCCGCUGAUCGGCUGGAACGAUUGGCCCGAUGAGUUCACCAGCGCAACGCCCUGCGAGCUCACCUCGCAGCGGGGCUAUGUCAUCUACUCCUCGCUGGGUUCGUUCUUCAUACCGCUGGCCAUCAUGACGAUUGUCUACAUCGAGAUCUUCGUGGCCACGCGGCGGCGUUUGCGAGAGCGGGCCAAGGCCGCCAAGCUGAACACGAUGGCUCUCAAGUCCACGGAGCUGGAGCCCAUCACCAACUCCUCGCCGGCUGCAGCAUCGUCCUCGAAGUCUCGCGCUCUGACCAAUUGGCUGUGCUGCGGCCGGGACCGGGCCAACUUCUCCACGCCCAUGAUCCAGAACGAUCAGGAAAGCAUCAGCAGCGAGACCCAUGGGCAGCAGGAGGGCACAAAGACGGCCACCAACAACGAUCAGCAGCAGCAUGUGGUGGUGCUGGUGAAGAAGUCGCGUCGCUCAAAGAUCAAGGACUCCAUCAAGCACGGCAAGGCACGGAGUGGUCGCAAGUCCCAGUCCUCGUCCACCUGCGAGCCCCAUGGCGAACAGCAGCUCCUGCCUGCUGGCGGGAGUGGGGGCAGCAAUGCAGCAGCUAAAUCCGAUGCAGAGAUCAGCACAGAGAGCGGCAGCGAUCCCAAAGGAUGCAUUCAGGUCUGUGUGACUCAGGCCGAGGAACAGACCUCGCUCAAGCUGACGCCGCCACAAUCAUCGACUGGCGCCGGUGCAGUGUCCGCCACACCGCUGCAGAAGAAACCAAGCGGCGUGAAUCAGUUCAUCGAGGAGAAACAAAAGAUCUCAUUGUCGAAGGAGCGGCGGGCAGCCCGAACUCUGGGCAUCAUCAUGGGCGUCUUUGUCAUCUGCUGGCUGCCCUUCUUCCUCAUGUACGUCAUCCUGCCCUUCUGCCAGAGCUGCUGUCCCAGCGAUAAGUUCAAGAAUUUCAUCACCUGGCUGGGCUACAUCAACUCCGGCCUCAAUCCGGUCAUCUACACCAUCUUUAACCUGGACUAUAGGCGCGCCUUCAAGCGGCUGCUGGGCAUGAAGUAAGGAAAGGAUCGACCGGCACUAGAGGGCAGAGCAUUACUCAAGGUUUGUGCCAAACUUAAGGGAGUGAGAUCACGGAAACAAAGAGCCGAAAGUUGGCCUGGCAAAGAGUACUCGGCCCCAAAGCGGAGGGAUACAUGUACUCUGUUAGAUACUCAUGCGAAAGGGGCCUACGAAGCCUCUCCAGCAAAUCACACAUCAAAAUUAUGCAAUAAAAACUAAAUAAAAAACCACACAUAAAUACUUACCAGUCCAUACAUAGUCCAUUGCAUAGCUGCAUGCAUAAAUACACACAUAUAUCGUUCCACACAGGAUAACAAACAUGAAAUUGAAUUUAAUAAAAUUAAAUGAAAUGUUUAGGCACAGGAUUGGUGGCAGAAAACCCGUCGCGUUUCACUCUAUGCCUACUACAACAGCAAAAACAAAACCAAAAAAAAAAAGAAAAACGAAAAAAGAAAAAGAAAAGUGUUAGUAAAAUUAAAUUUGCGCUCA
Drosophila guanche is the source of this 3033-nucleotide messenger RNA. RefSeq names its product tyramine/octopamine receptor (gene Oct-TyrR). Gene Ontology annotation, cellular component: membrane. Gene Ontology annotation, molecular function: octopamine receptor activity. Bases 718 to 2544 code for a protein of 608 amino acids. Gene Ontology annotation, biological process: adenylate cyclase-activating adrenergic receptor signaling pathway. NCBI's taxonomy places the organism in Eukaryota, Metazoa, Arthropoda, Insecta, Diptera, Drosophilidae. The record is from RefSeq and is a predicted model, not a curated record. The transcript is spliced from 3 exons.